AUGGCUAAUAUUCCUAACAACGAUGUAUUAGAGAUACGUCAAAAAGUAGCAGGCUUAACUUUGAAAGUAGAAAAUCAAAGAGAACAAUUUAAUACAUUAUUGAAUAAAAGCAAAUCUCUUAUUGUCAUGUCUACUGCUCUUGGUGCAGCAGUCUGUGCUGGUGUUGCCGCUGCUGUUGGUGUUAUGUAUCUUAAUGCCACGUCAGUUCCAGCUAUGGCUGUACUUGGAGCUUUGGCAGGUGGAAUCCUUGUUGGCAAAGCAAUGAGUUAUAAAAUUAAAUACAUAAAUUGAGAAAAUAUUUACAUGAAAAAUUUUUAGUAAUUUAAAAUCGGGGUUGUUACACUCAUGGAUUUUAGGCAAAAACGUGAAUCAAGCAAAAACUAGGAAAAAAUUACUAAAAUACCAUGAUUUAAAAUUUUGUAAGUUUGCCGAGUAUUAUAGGGCAAAAAAUGGAAAAAAAAUGGCAAAAAAAGCUUUCAAACUUUCUCUACGUCGUAACAACCCUACUU
Messenger RNA from Meloidogyne enterolobii, 509 nucleotides. The record is from the annotation of a GenBank genome assembly. Lineage: Eukaryota; Metazoa; Nematoda; Chromadorea; Rhabditida; Meloidogynidae.